AUGGAGCGAUGGGUAUUGGAUUCGAAGCGAGACAGUGGGUUAAUGGAUACCCAGAAUUGUACGAGCUUGGGCAAUCAACUAAUAAGUGAUUCCGAGGACUUACAAGGUAAAGAGCAGUGUGAUGAUUCUCAUUGUGAGCCUACUGAUGAUUUGCAUGUAGAGAAUGAAAUUGAAAACAAUGAAGAGGCAAUUGAAGAGGUCAUACUUGGAAAAGAGUUUAUAGAUGUUGAGAGUGCAUAUAAGUUCUAUAAGAAUUAUGGUGGCAAACAUGGAUUCAAUACAAGUCAUAAUCAUGCAUUGAUUAGUACUCCAAUGAAGCAUUUGCUUAAGGUCAAUAGAAGUAUAUCUGAGGCACAAAAAGCACAUGCAGAUGAUGCUGAACAUUCUGGUUUCUCCAUCAAAGCAGCUGUGCAGUUGAUGAGUAGAGAAGUAGGAGGGCCAGAGAACCUUGGAUUUUCACAGAAGGAUUACAUGAAUUACAUACAUAGAAAGCGAAUGUCUAAAAUGGAAAAGGGAGAUGCAGGUGCUAUAUUGCAGUACUUUCAAAAGAUGCAAUCUGAGAAUUCGUCAUAUUUUUAUUCAAUCCAACUUGAUGAGGAUGACAUGAUCACAAACAUAUUUUGGGCUGAUGCUCGAUCGGUAAGUGAUUGUAGUCUGUUUGGAGAUGUGCUUUGUUUUGAUACGACAUACAGGACAAAUGAAUAUGGUCGACCCUUUGCACCGUUUGUUGGGGUUAAUUAUCAUAAGCAAACAACAUUGUUUGGUGCAGCUUUGUUAUAUGAUGAAACAACCGAAUCUUUUAUCUGGUUAUUUGAGACAUUCCUCUCUGCUAUGUCUGGUAAGCAACCAAUGACCAUUCUUACUGAUCAGUCUGUUGCCAUGGCUAGAGCAAUAAAAGAAGUUUUUCCACAAGCUACUCAUCGCUUAUGUGUGUGGCAUUUUUAUCAAAAUGCUGCUAAGAAUCUCAGUCAUGUCUUUCAUGGAUCUUCAGAAUUUGUUGAUGAUUUUAGCAAUUGCAUGUAUGACUAUGAGUUUGAGCAUGAGUGGCUAUUAGCAUGGAAUGGACUUCUUGAGAAAUAUGGCCUCAACGAAAACAAGUGGUUGAAUAAUUUAUUUGAAUUGCGGGAAAAAUGGGCACUAGUGUAUGGGAGACAUACUUUCACUGCCGAUAUGAAAAGCACACAGCGAAGUGAAUGCAUGAAUAAUGUGCUUAAGAAAUAUUUGAAGCCAGAGCAUAAUCUUUUGCGGUUUUUCGAACAUUAUGAAAGAGUUUUGGCUGAUCGAAGAUAUCAAGAGUUGAUUGCUGAAUAUAAGAUGAUACAAACAACUCUUUUCUUAGCAGUAAGUGCACAUAUGCUGCAACAUGGAGCAGAGGUCUAUACUCCAGAGGUUUUCUUGCUGUUUCAGAAAGAAUUUGUGAGAAUUCAUAAUUAUAGUACUGACAAGGUUGGUAAGUCUGGGAUGACAUCAGAGUAUAUAGUAUCAUAUAGUUCUGAACAUAAUGAGCACUUGGUCAAAUAUGAAGCUUCAACACAAAAUGUUAAUUGUAGUUGUAAAAAGUUUACGUUUGUUGGGAUUUUGUGUGUUCAUGCACUAAAAGUGCUUGACAAGAAGAAUGUGAAGAACAUUCCACCGCAAUACAUUUUAAAGCGAUGGACAAGAGAAGCAAAAAUUAUGAGUAUUACUAGUUAUCAUCCUACUGAGAUUCACGGUAAUCCUAAGGAGUCGAUUGGCAGACGGUAUGGCUACUUGUGCCGCACUUCUCGUGAUAUUUUAACCGUUGCAGCAGAUGAUGAAGAGUUAACGAGAUAUGCACAUGAAUGUUUGGUUGAGAUGCUCAAAGGCUUAGAGUUAAUAAAGAAAAAUCGCAUUGAGAAAGAGGGGAGAAGUUCUAGUGAUAGCAGCGAAGUGAAUACUACUUUUGGUCAAAGUGAAGAGGUUGAGGGAAUAGUUCAAUCUAAUGCUUGUGAAACAACAAUUGUUCAUGGAGUUAAAAGAAAAGCUACAAUUGGCCGUCCACGUACCAGAUUCAAAGACCCGGCCGAAAAAAAAGAGAGUAAAGUACCAAAGAAAAGCACAAAAGCUCCCACAAGAAGGAAAAUUCCCAUGCAGGAAUUUGAAAGCAUUUUGGUCAGUUUAGAAACACACCAAAAUAGUGAACAUGAUGUUCAACUAUCUGGUGUUUUGACUCAAGAUGGGAGAUUGGAACUAGGGACCUCGGAUGGAGGGUGA
Molecule: messenger RNA, 2232 nt
Organism: Rosa chinensis
Lineage: Eukaryota; Viridiplantae; Streptophyta; Magnoliopsida; Rosales; Rosaceae
Product: protein FAR1-RELATED SEQUENCE 5-like
Exons: 5
Coding region: 1-2232 (743 amino acids)
Biological process (GO): regulation of DNA-templated transcription
Molecular function (GO): zinc ion binding
Source: RefSeq, a predicted model, not a curated record